Callorhinus ursinus (northern fur seal) is the source of this 1036-nucleotide messenger RNA. The record is from RefSeq and is a predicted model, not a curated record. Lineage: Eukaryota; Metazoa; Chordata; Mammalia; Carnivora; Otariidae.
UGACAACUGAGAAUUGGUUUAAAAAAUCAGAGCUUGAUUACAGUGGAUUCAAAAGAGGAAGAGAGGAAGAAUUUGGGACAGCCUCACCGUGUGGAUGCCUCCAGGGCAGAACCAAAGUUGGGUUUCUGAAUUAAUUCUGCUUGGCUUCUCCAGUGACCCCACAUCCAAAAGAGUCCUCUUCAUUGCCUUCCUUCUCCUUUACCUGAGCUCAGUCCUGGGCAAUGCGCUCAUCAUCACCCUGAUCUGUCUGGACAUGCAGCUCCUCACGCCCAUGUACUUCUUCCUCUGCAUCCUCUCCCUGCUAGAUAUGAGCUGUGUCACCACCACCACCAUGCUCCAGAUGUUAGUGCAUCUCCUCCUUCACUCUCAGACCAUCUCCUUCGCUGGCUGUUGGCUGCAGCUAUAUGUGUUUGGUGCCCUGGGCCUACCUGAGUGUAUUUUCUUCAUAGUUAUGGCUUAUGACCGAUGUGUGGCCAUCUGCCACCCACUGCAUUAUAUCAUCCUCAGCUGGGACCUCUGCACAUAGCUGACAGCUGGGACCUGGGCCUGUGGUUUCUUCUUCUCUCUGAUCCAUACAUUCCUCACCAUAAGGCUGCCAUACUGUGGGCCCAACGUGGUGAACCACUACUUCUGUGAAGGCCCCUCAGUACAAAACUUGGCUUGCAUGGAUAUCAAUCUCAUUGAGAUGGUGGACCUGGUCAUCAGUGUCUUCAUGGUUGUUGUCCCGCUAUCCCUCAUUCUGGCCUCCUACCUCCGUACUGGCCAGAUCAUUCUCAAGAUCAAGUCCACUCAGGGCUGCUGCAAGACUUUCUCCACCGGUGCUUCCCACCUGAAUGUGGUCACAUUCUUCUAUGCUCCAGCCGCGUACAUCUACAUGAGGCCCAACUCCGGCUCUUCUCCUGAGCGGGACAAGCAGAUCUCACGCUUUUACAAUGUCUUCACUGCCUUCUUCAACCCUGUGGUCUACAGUCUGAGGAACAAGGACAUCAAGGGGGCUUUUCUCAAAGUGAUGGGGUGGGGAAGGGUGGCCUGGUGA